AUGCCGGUGCUGAAGCAGCUCGGCCCUACGCAGCCCAAGAAGCGACCGGAGCGCGGCGCCCUGUCCAUCUCCGCGCCGCUUGGCGACUUCCGGCACACGCUGCACGUGGGGCGCGGCGGCGACGCCUUCGGGGACACCUCGUUCCUGAACCGCCACUGCAGCGGGCCGCCUCCCGAACCCCGGGCACCGCCCAUGGGGGCUCCGCGCUGCACGCCGCCGCCCGCGGUCCCACAGCCCCCGGCGCCCGCGCUCCUCGAACCCGCCGACCCGCUGCUGUCCUUCCACCUGGAUCUGGGCCCCUCCAUGCUGGACGCGGUGCUGGGUGUCAUGGACGCUGGGCACCCGGGGCCGGCGGCCGCCAAGCCCGGCCUGGACCCCGGCUCCGAGACCCAGCACCCCCGGGCCCACUGCCGCCCCAGCGCGGACCUCGAGCUGGACGACGUCAUCGGCCUGUAG
Trichechus manatus latirostris (Florida manatee) is the source of this 456-nucleotide messenger RNA. It is a transcript of the gene CDC42EP5, whose product is annotated as CDC42 effector protein 5. Gene Ontology annotation, cellular component: membrane; cytoplasm. Gene Ontology annotation, biological process: regulation of cell shape; positive regulation of actin filament polymerization; positive regulation of pseudopodium assembly. The transcript has a single exon. Lineage: Eukaryota; Metazoa; Chordata; Mammalia; Sirenia; Trichechidae. Bases 1 to 456 code for a protein of 151 amino acids. The record is from RefSeq and is a predicted model, not a curated record. Gene Ontology annotation, molecular function: small GTPase binding.